Impatiens glandulifera is the source of this 2405-nucleotide messenger RNA. RefSeq names its product rab3 GTPase-activating protein catalytic subunit. Gene Ontology annotation, biological process: positive regulation of GTPase activity. Gene Ontology annotation, molecular function: GTPase activator activity. The record is from RefSeq and is a predicted model, not a curated record. NCBI's taxonomy places the organism in Eukaryota, Viridiplantae, Streptophyta, Magnoliopsida, Ericales, Balsaminaceae. The coding region runs from base 219 to 2216 and encodes 665 amino acids. The transcript has 14 exons.
CCCCUUGUUCUUCUUCUUCAUCUUCGAGGUUCCAAGUCCAACUGUGGCGGACAGAUUAUAUACAGAAGAGAGAGAGAGAGAGUAAACGCUAAUCGGAUGGUGAUUCUCUCUCUUGAUGAUGUUGUCUAUAUAUCCGCGUGAUGAUGGCGUACAUUGAUUCAAGGAUGGCGUAAAUUUCGUUCAAUCUCUGAUUCACAACCGAAAUCCUGGCCUAAGAAAUGGAGGAUUCCUUUGUAUGGAAAGCCAGGACUGCCUUUCAUUCCGCUGCAGCUAAAGCGGAGAAAGUCUUUACGGAUAUUAAAAAAUCUGAUUCUCUAACCGAUCCAGCAGGAGACCAUUCUCAUCACCAAUCCUCACCAAAUUCGAAAUCUCACUGCUCAAUUGGAACUGCCGACUCAAAGAGUCAACUUGAAGAAAAGCGUUUCUUGAGUGGGAAGCCAGCUCCGUUAACGACGAAACAAGAUUGGCAGGAGAGAUUUAGAAACUUUAGAAUAGGAAAGAAAGGAAUUGAAGAUACUGAGAGUCCUGGGAAUUCAAACAUGUCUUUUGCAAUUUUUGAUACUAAUUUGUACCUUAAGAUUGAGAAGGAUAAUCCUGAGGUGAAGGAUUCGGAAGCCUUUCCAGCGGAGGGUAUUGAUGCAACUUCAAUUAGCAUUAUUCCUCCAUUAUCUGUAGUAAAGCAAUUGGCAACAGCUAUUGAGGCUGGGAAGAGAAUUCACUCCAUGAAAGAUGUUCUGGCAACAUCUAGAGAUUCUUCACCAGUGAAGGAUAGAGCCAUUUCUGCUGUGAAAUCACUAGUCUUACGAGAAAAGGAUGAAAAAUUCACCGCUGAGUUUGGUGGUGAUAAGAAUGUGGCGGCUCUGAUGAAUAAACUGCUUAGUACAUCUGCAGAAGGUGCUUCUUAUGGGAGGAAGAGUGGCUCUGGUUCAGACGCAGAAUUAAACAUGUCUUUGCCCAAGGAGAUUCAUGGUACUCCUCCAGAAAGUUUUGUUGUUAAGAUUUCUGAAGUCAUUGGGGGCCUCAAGACACUUAGGAAAAUGUCAUUGUUUUGGUUUAAGGUUGUUGAAGAGCUGAGGAGACUUUGGGACGAAGAUCAAUAUAUCCCAGGCAUUCCCCUAGAUGAGAUUCCGGACUUAAAUUCGUGUCUUCUCUAUCAGCAACUACAGGUCAUAAACUGUUGUAUUUCUAGAAAGAGGCGGUUAUAUGCUGCCACGGAGUCACUAGAAUCCAUUAUAAGUCAAGCUAGCCAUGUUAUGGAAUCAUCUAUUCCCGAAAGUCCUUUCUUGUAUGCUAGAACCAGCACCGGAGAGUUUGUCCUCCGAUUAGGAACUGACAAACAAUAUGAAAACCUAACAAUGCUGGAAACAGGAGAACCUAUUUAUACACCUGUCACGCAGGAAGGGCCUUUGCUGACUGAAGAUCUUAUCAAAGAAACAGAGGAGUUUGUACUUAGGACUGGGAGUGUAGGUGCUGGUUGCUCACAGCUCCUCUCUGACAUGCAGGCAUUCAAGGCUGCAAAUCCUGGUUGUAUCUUGGAAGAUUUUGUAAGAUGGCACUCUCCACCUGACUGGAUGGAAGCUGACCCAGAUGUUGUAGAUAACAAUAAUAACGGUGAUGCAGUGUCUGCAAGAGGUCAACUAAGUAGUCGAAUGCAGAAAGAAGGUAAUUUGUGGCGGGAACUGUGGGAGACAUCAAAGCCUGUGCCUUCUGUGAAGCAGGCUCCUCUCUUUGACGAGGACUUGGCUGUGGAAGGAAUACUAAUUUCGUUGGAGGACAUUUCUGCUUCUGACCUGUUUGAACAACUAUUUAUUUCUCUGAUUGGUUCUGCCUUUGUGAUUGCUGAGGAUAAGCUCUCCACAAAUAGUGCUUUAUCAAAGCUUUUCCAUGAGUGCAAAGACUACAUUGUUGCUACUUGUGGAGGCAAAACAUGGCCUGAUAAAGUUGACGAUAUUUGCCAGGUAUAUGAUACAGUGGAGAUUAUGCUAAUAAAGCCAGACGAGGUACUAAAGGCCAUGGACCAGCCUGAAGAAAACUCAAGUGCAGGUGAACCGAAGCGACGGUUUAAGAAGCUCGGUGUAAUAUUUGGGGGAAAAGAUAAGCAAUCGCGAAAAGACCAGUUUUUCUCAUCUAUGUUCUCGAAGAAACCUCCUAGGCCCGGGAACAAUUCCCCAACAACCGAAAAAACUGCUAUUGAACAUGAUUGGGCUGUAGUAUGAUUUAUGAAGAGUGAAUAAAUUUCCAUUCAUUCAUGUACAUUUUUCUUUUUUUUGAGAAGCAACAAUUAUUAGGGAAGUGUAAUUUGUUAAUUUUUGAAAAAAAGAAAAUUAAUAUUAAGUUUUAUAGGAAACAUUAUUGAUGUAACCAUCAUUUCAAGAAAGUGUUAGUUUUAGCCUCUAUUUGGGUUG